Molecule: messenger RNA, 2157 nt
Organism: Exophiala spinifera
Lineage: Eukaryota; Fungi; Ascomycota; Eurotiomycetes; Chaetothyriales; Herpotrichiellaceae
Exons: 3
Coding region: 1-2157 (718 amino acids)
Biological process (GO): regulation of transcription by RNA polymerase II
Cellular component (GO): nucleus
Molecular function (GO): DNA-binding transcription factor activity, RNA polymerase II-specific; RNA polymerase II transcription regulatory region sequence-specific DNA binding
Source: RefSeq, a predicted model, not a curated record
AUGGAUAUCCGUAGGACUCCCGCUGCUCCUGCGGCGCGGACACUCUCAUACAGACAGCAGACUCCUGCAUCUGGGUCUACUUCUCGAUCAAACUCCAACACCUCCGAAGACAACUCACACCGCAAUCGAGGGGGCCUAAGGAUACCAGGCGCCCGUUUUGACGAGCCACCUCCGCCACUACCACCACCACGAUAUAAUGAAGAGCUUGCGCAAGGCAUAGACGUGGCGUGGAGUUGGGGCAACAGCGACCCUUUCAACCCGAACCGGCGCCUCGCGCCCAUCAAGCCGGGCUCGAGCCUCUACGGCGGCUACAUGGGAGCAAGACGGAGUUCCGACCAUACCCGCGAUGUGGACGACAUGGACUUGGACGAUGACUUCGCCCGCCGGGAAAGCACUGUGUCGACCGUGCGAUCGCCCUCACAGGCCACCAUACAACUCCCAGGCCCGCAUGUGCCUCCUAUGAUCCGCAAGCAUUCUUCGCCGACUCCAGCAAACCAAAGAUUACAAGGUGAUAUGCCACUGGCACAGCAGAAUUUCAACCUCUCCUCACACGCGUAUGACCAAAGACUCCUGUCCAAGAUUGGAAAACCCACUUCGCCUCCUCGCCACUCGAGAAGCUCUGGUUCCGCCGAUUCUACAGCCUUUACCCAAAAGUUGUCGCUUCAUACAAAGGACCCCAAUGUCCAAUUACUCUCGGCCAAUGAGCAUCCACCUGCCUCUUUCGACCCGGUUUCUCGAUGGAUCGCCAGUCCUGCUUCUGCAGGCCUGUCGCCCGGCUCAAGACCUGGAUGGCGUGACUACAACACGGACCACCGAAGCCCGUCAAUGGAUAGCGCUGCGACGUCGCUCGUCCUGGAUCCGGAACUUUUUGUGCAGCCUCGUCCCAGCGGUCUGUUGUCCAUAGGCAGCUCGCUCGCUGGCCCUGAUGACCUUGCGAGCAUUGGAAGUCGGUCUCAACGCGGUAGCUAUGAGCAUGGCAUGUUCCCGGACACCGAGUCCGACGUUGCGGGCGAGGAAGGCAGCGGGCUCCGCAAUUUGCAUUUGGGCGGCGAGUCCCAGGACUCUGGGGUGCGACGCGGCUCUUCUAAGCAAGGCAUGAAACGCCGGGCUCGCUCGCCCCCAUCGGAUGUGGCUCGGGACGAAAAGUCCCCGUCACGUGGCAACUCGUGCUCUGACUUGUUCCCAAAAUUCAACCUGCCUACAUCUGCACGCUCCCCAGCAGCCAAAUACCAGCCCAAGCAUGGAUCAGUAUCUUCGACGGCUUCGAGCGCGCGACAAAACUCAUAUGCAUCGUCAAUCUCACUUUCCAUUGCUGGGAGCAGCAUGACCAGCAUCUCCUCUUUUGACAGGCAGUCACCGCUAGAUCCAGCACACCCUGCAUAUAUAACCUCGGCCCAUCCCGUGUUGAGCCCUGCCACGUCAAUCGCCUCGUCGCGACUACUUCCUCAGGUUACACUGGAUACAAAAUCCAUACACAGCACGAUGUCUGGUCAUACUCCUGGAGCUGAAUCACUGCCGCCAAUAGGUAUCCCACCGUUGAAUCGUGUUGGAAACUCCUACAUAUGCGACUGCUGUCCCAAGAAGCCGAAAAAAUUUGAGUCGGAGGAUCAGCUGCGGAACCAUCAGAUGGAGAAACAAUACUCUUGCCAGUAUUGCAACAAUCGCUUCAAGAACAAAAAUGAGGCAGAACGACAUCAGAAUUCUCUUCAUUUGCGCCGUUACUCCUGGUCUUGCGCUGCUAUCCCAAACUACCAGGCCGCCUACCACCCUGUGUCAACACCCACAACCAUAUGCUCAGAAGGCCCUCUGUUCGACGCCUGCGGUUACUGUGGGGAGGAAUUUCCAAACCUUCCGCAGCCUGAUUGGGAUCGUCGACUUGAUCACCUCACCAGCGUACACAAGUUUGGCGAAUGCAACCAUGCAAAGAAAUUCUACCGAGCCGAUCAUUUUCGACAACACCUGAAACACAGCCAUGCAGGACAGAGUGGGAAGUGGACCAACAUGCUAGAGUCUGUUUGUCUUCGCGAAGAGUUGCCCCAAGACGCUGCUGGCAUUUCGCCCACCGGCAGUGAACCUAGCCCGGGCCGAGGUCCUAGCAGUCUUCCUGAUCCGCCCAUGGGGGGUGAAACCAUUAGUGAAUCUCGGAAUGAGACCUGA